Molecule: messenger RNA, 140 nt
Organism: Entrophospora candida
Lineage: Eukaryota; Fungi; Glomeromycota; Glomeromycetes; Entrophosporales; Entrophosporaceae
Source: the annotation of a GenBank genome assembly
AGGAGGAGAAGAAUAUCAAACGCGUUUGAAGGAGGUAGUUGACAAAGAAGAUAAUGCCGAAGAUGAUGAAUUCCUUGGAUUUAAAAAAGUCCACAUGAGGCACAAUCACCCAGAACAUGAAAUGGGAUACUUUUGCAUAU